AUGGCUUUGGUACUGAACCGCCCGUCCGAGCCUAACUCGGCCUUCAGCAUCAAUCCUCUUACCAUAAUCGAACUUAAUAUUCAUCAUGAAUUACAUUCUCCUGUGCUGAAAAAAGGGUUUGUGUUUGUCCCCAUCCUUGGUUUUUACAACGAUCGGCGUCACCUUGCCGACAAUUUGAUUGAACAAAUCAACAAAGGCAACGCCGCCUGGAAAGACAGCGUUGAGAAGGAGUAUGUUGGUGGGGUCUGGCUUCAGUUCUUUUACCAUCCCAUCAAACCUAGUGCUGUUGAUGAUGCUAUCAAAUUUGUUAACAUCUAUGCCGAGUAG
This is a messenger RNA of Aspergillus campestris IBT 28561, 327 nucleotides long. RefSeq lists its product as uncharacterized. The transcript has a single exon. Bases 1 to 327 code for a protein of 108 amino acids. NCBI's taxonomy places the organism in Eukaryota, Fungi, Ascomycota, Eurotiomycetes, Eurotiales, Aspergillaceae. The record is from RefSeq and is a predicted model, not a curated record.